Aspergillus pseudonomiae is the source of this 1214-nucleotide messenger RNA. RefSeq names its product TauD/TfdA family dioxygenase. The transcript has 4 exons. Gene Ontology annotation, molecular function: oxidoreductase activity. The record is from RefSeq and is a predicted model, not a curated record. The coding region runs from base 42 to 1214 and encodes 390 amino acids. Lineage: Eukaryota; Fungi; Ascomycota; Eurotiomycetes; Eurotiales; Aspergillaceae.
AGCAUCUAUUUCUUCUCCUCUGUUGGACACAAACGUACAAAAUGGAUCAGUAUGUUGACAGUUUGCCCUAUGUUCCGAACCGCGCGGAAUACGAAGCCCGAGCACGAUCGGUUCCGCGGCAUGAAAUCGAAGAAGCUGUUCUGCCAGAGGGAUUCCCAGUCAACAUAACCUCGAAAAUGGCUUGGGACAGGGACAGUAUUGAGUCCUACGAGGAUGGCUACAUAUUGAACUUGGACGAUUCACAGCUGAAGGAAAUUGACGAUGCACUGCAGAAUUUCAAGUCUCUAGGAAAGCCUCUGGAGCUUCUUAGCCCUGCUACCUUCCCCUUGCCAUCGCUACAUUCUAUCCUGCGCGGUGUAUCGGAUAAUAUCCACACAGGCACUGGAUUCUCCCUGGUUAGGGGCAUUCCCGUCGAUCGCUAUUCGGCGGAGGAGAACAUGAUAAUAUAUGUUGGCGUCUCUUCUCAUAUAGGCCGUAUCCGUGGCCGUCAGGGCUACAAGUAUGACGGGUGUCCUGCAGACGUUGUUGUUACGCAUCUCACUGAUAUGAGGCCUCCUUCUGACCCAACACUCACCGUCAGAGUUGCAGGUGAUACUAACGAAGAUAUUCCAUUCCACACAGAUGUUGGAGACAUAGUGUCUCUUUUCGCACUAGGCGAAUCAGCUGAAGGCGGGGAGAGCCUAUUAGCAAGUAGUUGGAGAGUUUAUAACGAGCUUGCUAGAACUAGGCCUGAUAUAAUCCAGGUUCUGGCCAGUGACUGGCCAAUCCCGAGUUCUAAACAGGAGGGUGCUUUCAUCCACCGGCCUCUGAUGUUCCACCAGAAUUCAUCGGGAACAACACCGGAGAGACUGUUGAUCAAUUUUUCAAGAAGAUGGUUGGCGGGAUAUGGCGACCUCAAGCGAACGAGACUGCUUUCUGUGAGACAGGCCGAGGCGCUUGAUUCCCUCCACUUCUUGGCUGAAAGGUUCCACAUAUCCAUGAAGCUUCAGAAGGGAGACAUGCAGUUCUUCAAUAAUUUAAGCAUCCUACAUGCUCGAAGAGGCUACAACGAUGGACCUCAGCAGAAACGACAUUUCUUGCGACUAUGGCUGAAGGAUCCGGAGAACGCAUGGCCGAUGCCGAAACAGCUUCAGCAGAAAUGGGACGGCGUUUAUAGCGAAGAAGAAUCGCGAGGACCACAAGUAUUUCCGCUAUAUCCUUACACGACUGUAUAG